Molecule: messenger RNA, 772 nt
Organism: Diprion similis
Lineage: Eukaryota; Metazoa; Arthropoda; Insecta; Hymenoptera; Diprionidae
Gene: MCTS1
Product: malignant T-cell-amplified sequence 1 homolog
Exons: 6
Coding region: 88-558 (156 amino acids)
Biological process (GO): formation of translation preinitiation complex
Molecular function (GO): RNA binding
Source: RefSeq, a predicted model, not a curated record
GUUAAGCACUCGUAUAUUGCCAAAAAGAAGAAGUUAGUGAUUUUACUGUGUGCUCUCAACGGCCGGGUUAACCUUACUUUGUGAAAAAUGUUCAAAAAAUUCGAUGAAAAGGAUAGUAUAUCAGGUGUACAGCAACUGAAAUCAUCUGUUCAGAAAGGAAUCCGAUCUAAGCUUUUAGAGCUUUAUCCACAUUUAGAGUCUUACAUCGAUCAGAUAAUACCGAAAAAAGACUCUUUUAGGAUUGUCAAAUGCCACGACCACAUCGAAAUCAUGGUAAACAGUGCAGGAGAGUUACUUUUUUUUCAUCAACGGGAAGGACCAUGGAUGCCUACAUUGAAGUUGUUACAUAAGUAUCCAUUUUUUCUACCGAUACAACAAGUAGAUAAAGGGGCAAUUCGCUUUGUCCUUAGCGGUGCUAACAUCAUGUGCCCAGGUUUGACAUCUCCGGGUGCACAAAUGACCGCUGCUCCAAAGGGAACAGUAGUUGCAGUUAUGGCUGAGGGCAAGCAACAUGCUUUGGCAGUUGGAAUGACAUCAUUGUCAACUGAGGAUAUGUAAGUCGAAAGGUUUAUAAAUACAAUUUUGGUUACAUUUGCAUCACAAUAAUAACUUGUGUUUAUAAAUUUCAGAGCAAAAAUAAAUAAAGGCGUUGGUGUUGAAAACUGCCAUUACCUCAAUGAUGGACUUUGGCAAAUGAAGGCUGUGAAAUGAGUUGUUACUUUAUUACUUACUGGAAUGCCUGUAAAAUAAGAUUAUUUAAUUCCCUAUUCAA